This is a messenger RNA of Desarmillaria tabescens, 3251 nucleotides long. RefSeq lists its product as uncharacterized. Gene Ontology annotation, cellular component: cytoplasm; fungal-type vacuole membrane. Gene Ontology annotation, biological process: intracellular protein transport; endosomal vesicle fusion; autophagy. The record is from RefSeq and is a predicted model, not a curated record. Lineage: Eukaryota; Fungi; Basidiomycota; Agaricomycetes; Agaricales; Physalacriaceae. Bases 72 to 3158 code for a protein of 1028 amino acids. The transcript has 17 exons.
ACCUUCAACGCAACACACGUCAAUAGGGCGGCGCUGUCGACUUGCACCCCAACUCCUUCACGGCGUUCGGGAUGGCUCCAUUUUCCGACCCCAGGACUGUCAUCACAGGCAUAAAGGAAAAGGUUGAGUCCCUUACGGUCCAAGGUGACAGGCUAUACGUGGGCACGGCAUUGGGAAACUUGUUGGUAUAUGGCAUCGAUGAACUCGCUGAAAAUGACAGCGAAAUUGCAUCCUUGGUUGAAGUGAAGAAGAAUCUGACACGAAGAGCCAUUGAACAAAUGGGGUUCAUUCGGGACAUCAACUCGUUGGUCGUAUUGUCGGAAAUGACGACAACACUCUUUCCUUUGCCCACUCUCGCUCCGUCGACAGUUCUUACUCAGGCAAAGGCGGCCUUUUCGUUUGUUAUCCACAGUUUUACGCAGCAUUUCGAUGCAGAAGGAAAGCCAAGCGAGCCGAAUGUAAAGACUAUUCCGACAUUGAUCACGUACCUCGUAGUGGGCUGCCGACGUAAGGUAGUCAUUUACACAUGGAAAGAUGGUGAAGCACAAGAGGUCAAGGAAGCACCGUUAGCACAUUCACCUAGAGCGAUGUCAUUCAUGACCAACGAAGGCAUUUGCUUUGCAUAUUCCCCAACAGAAUAUGCCGUCUUCAACAUGUCCUCUAUGACAGCUGUCGAUGUCACGAUGCCAAUAACUACAUCCACCACGGUGUCUGGUAUGGGUGCUUUUUCUGGUCUCACGGGGUAUAUGACCCUUGGUCUUGGAGCCAAGGCGAAACCAUCGCUCGCACAAGUUGAUGAAGACAAUACUCUUAUCCUUAAAGACAACGAAGGUUACUUCAUCGGACACGAUGGCAGAACCUCAAAGACAGGUUCCAUUGAGUGGCCAGCGCCACCAGAAGAAAUAGCAUUUGUCAAACCUUACAUAUUUUCUGUACUUCCGGCAGGGACAGUUCCAGGUCUUGAGCCUACGUCUGACCAGCAUCAAAAUCCAAGUUUUUAUCCGACGACUGUACUCCAGAUCCGAUCGGCAUUGACCUUACGUCCGACACAGACCAUUUCUUAUCCGUUUGUCCCUCCUGUAACCCCCACCGGCCCCACGCCACAGAAUGCGUCGGUUCGCUUGCUUACUGCCAGCCCCGCGUCAAAAUCCCCGUUGUAUCUUGUUACGACACCUACGGACCGGACCGCAGCUGCAGCCGAGGGCAGUGCAAUAUGGCAGUUCUGCAUGAAGUCUUGGUCUGAGCAGAUCGAUGAACUAAUUCUGGGUUGUCAAUAUGCUGAUGCACUGACUCUUGUCGACACGAUUGACGCAAAAAUACUUUCCGACAAGGAUGCGAGGAAGACGAGAAUACGUGCUCUCCACGCUGUUUCCCUGUUCCGGACGUCAAAAUUCGAUACAGCUAUCGACACCUUCACCGAACUAAAUAUUAAUCCUGCGAAGAUUGUCGCACUUUACCCUGAUGCUGUGGCGGGACGAUUGUCCGUAGUGCCGGACCGGUGGAUACCUUUGUUUGGCGGACCGGCACCUCCCGAUGAUGUGCCUUCAACGCCUUCAAGCGACAGUUCAAAAAAUGCUAGCCAGGACAAUGUUCCCAUCGAUGCGGUCGAACAGCUGGCUGCCUUCCCCUCAACUGGGAGUAUCAGAGGCAGAUUCAAGACUGGACUCAGCGCUUUGAUAACCCCAACACAGCCCAAAGAUGAUGAUUCGGCAUCCAUACGUAGUAAAACAAAACGCACUGUUCCAGAUGAUUUUAAGCGGUCGGUUGAGACUUUGGUCAGGUACCUGUCGGAUCGUAGGCCCAAAGUCGAUGCUGCACUGGCAGCCAUGGGUAUAACGCCUGCGAACCAAUCUCACAAGACACCGUCUCUCAAUGAGACCUCAGUUGAGGACCUGUUCGCUCUGCCUAAUGCACCUUUGUCAGCACUGACACCUGAGCAAUUGCUUCGCUUCGCCCAAAUCGUGUACACUGCACUUUUUAAGUCGUAUUUGAUCAUUCGCCCUGGUUUGCUGGGUCCCUUGUGUCGAGUACCUAAUUGGUGUGAAGUCUCCGAAGUUGAGGAGGAACUUCGGGCCCAUCGUAAAUUUGGAGAGCUUAUCGAUCUAUAUAAGGGGAAGAAAAUGCAUGAUAAGGCACUGGAACUUUUAAAACAGCUCAGCGAAGAAGAAGAGGAUAUGCUGGACAGAUUGCAACCAUCUAUAUUCUAUCUCCAGAGGCUUGGGCCGGAGUAUCUGGAGCUGAUUUUCAAGGCUUCACGUUGGAUAUUCGACGCCAACCGGGAUAUGGCAUUUGAGAUCUUUACCUCCGAGGAUGUCGAGCUCCCUCGACCAGAGGUGGCCGACUAUUUGGAAGGAAUCGAUCCAUCUCUUUGUGCGAAAUAUCUGGAAUACCUAAUCGACGAGAGAAAGGAGGAGUCUAUGGAUUUCCAUGAUCGUUUGGCAGAACUAUAUCUAUCUAUGACGCUCAUUGCCAGAAAGCGGGGUGACAGUGACCUGCACAAGGAAAUGCACGGAAAGCUCUUACGGUUCAUUGAUUCGACGAACCAUUACAACGUCGACCACAUGUACGGAGUAUUGUCGUCAGAAGAUCUUUUCGAAGCCCGCGCAAUACUGCUUGGCCGAUUGGGACGGCACGACCAGGCCCUCGAGCUCUACGCUUAUAGGUUACAUGAUCACAUGAAGGCAGAGGAGUACUGCAAACGGUAUUAUCAGCCAGAAGGUGAAACGAGCAACAUUUAUCUGACCUUGUUGCGUAUAUACCUCCGACCCACGGUUAAGGAUACGCACGACUAUCUGCAUCCUGCACUGGACCUGAUUAGUCGACACAGCCCUCGACUUGAUGCCGUCGAGACGCUCAAGCUUCUCCCUCCACUUGUCACCGCUGAAGAUAUCCGCACCUUCCUAGUCGAUGCACUGCGAGCUCCAAUUUUUGAUAACCGCGUUGUGCGCGGUAUCAGCAAAUCCCGUAAUGACCAACUAUCGCGUAAGUUGAUGAUCCUGCAAACCAAGCGCGUCAAGGUUACGGAUAGCCGCAUAUGUCCACAAUGUCAUAAGCGGCUGGGUAAUAGCGUCAUCGCUGUGCAUUCGCCCAGAGGUGAGGUUACGCACUAUCAGUGCCGUGAAGCAUUCUCCCGUCGUUUGAAUGAGACGAGGCGGUAGCUUGUUGAACAUCCAUUUCAUUCACACGGGACUGACAUGUAUGAACAAUCCGGAUGCUAUUCAUUUGUACAACAGUGCUAUAUACCAAUACAA